CCAGCUCUUUGAAAGCGGCGUUUGUAGUCCACGGUGGUCGAGCUUUCGUCUGAGUCGAGGUGCGCAGAGGAAUAAAAGACACACAGAACAGAAUGGCUUCCAUGCUGCUGAACUCGAUGCGGAGCUGCCCUGUCAGCCCUUCCUGGGCUGUGCGGUUGGGGGCACGUUCUCUCAGCUCAACGGCACCGCUUCAGGCACAGGUUCAGACAAAAAGCAAGAAGACACUGGCUCGACCUGGUGUGAAGAACAUAGUCCUGGUGGAAGGGGUCCGAACCCCUUUUCUGUUGUCUGGAACAGCGUAUGCAGACCUAAUGCCCCAUGACCUGGCCAGAGCAGCUCUGCAGGGUCUGCUGAACAAAACGGCAAUCUCCAAGGACGCAGUCGACUACAUCAUAUAUGGAACAGUCAUUCAAGAAGUCAAAACCAGUAAUGUAGCACGAGAGGCAGCGCUUGGUGCAGGUUUCUCAGACAAGAUCCCAGCUCACACCGUCACCAUGGCCUGCAUCUCCUCCAACCAGGCAAUGACCUCAGCGGUGGGUUUGAUUGCUGCUGGCCAGUGUGACGCUGUUGUGGCGGGAGGGGUAGAGUUCAUGUCGGACGUCCCAAUCCGCCACAGCCGGAAGAUGAGAAAGACCAUGCUGUCCCUCAAUAAGGCAAAGACUCUGGGCCAGAGGCUGAGUCUGAUCGGAAGCAUCCGGAUGGCACACCUCUCCCCAGAGCUCCCCGCUGUGGCCGAGUUCUCCACCGCGGAAACGAUGGGCCACAGCGCCGAUCGUCUGGCUGCUGCGUUUGGCGUCUCCAGAGUGGAGCAGGAUGAGUUUGCUCUGCGAUCACACUCGCUGGCCAAGAAAGCUCAAGACGCCGGGCUGCUGGAGGAUAUCAUCUCCUUUAAAGUGCCUGGUCGUGAUAUAGUGUCAAAGGAUAACGGCAUCCGUCCAUCGUCCAUGGAGCAAAUGGCAAAGCUAAAGCCCGCCUUCGUCAAACCUCACGGCACAGUCACCGCCGCCAACUCAUCCUUCCUGACGGACGGUGCCUCUGCAGUGCUCAUCAUGUCAGAAGAGAAAGCUCUGGCUAUGGGCUACAAACCUAAAGCCUACCUCAGAGACUUUGUGUACGUGUCUCAGGACCCGAAAGAUCAGCUGCUUUUAGGUCCAACUUACGGAACACCCAAAGCUCUGGAGCGGGCCGGACUGUCUAUGAGUGAUAUUGAUGUGUUUGAGUUCCACGAAGCAUUCGCUGGUCAGAUCAUGGCAAACCUGAAGGCCAUGGACUCGGACUGGUUUGCCCAAACAUACAUGGGCAGGAAGUCGAAGGUUGGCGUUCCUCCGAUGGAGAAGUUCAACCUGUGGGGAGGGUCUCUGUCUCUGGGCCACCCGUUCGGCGCCACCGGGUGCAGACUGGUGACCACAGUGGCCCACCGGCUGAAGAAGGAGGGGGGACAGUAUGGACUGGUGGCAGCCUGUGCUGCAGGAGGACAGGGUCAUGCUAUGGUGAUUGAGGCCUACCCACAGUAACCAAUUCAGAGGACAUAAUCCCAGAUCUCAAUCUUGACGGCUGAACUCACACACGGUACCAUCCAGACAGAGUGUACAUAUUAGCACCACCAUGCCUUGAUCGGAGACGAGUCAGAUGCAGUGUGUGAAUGUUUGAUGAAUCUCGUGUAAAUUCAGCUUUUCUUUGAGGCUUUUAAAUGACGACAGACCAGACUAUUGUUGAGGGAAGUUGACUUUGUUUUGUUGACUGUCAGCUGCGUCUUAUCUGCAGUGCCUCUAAAUCUAAUGUAACAUAGUAAAACUAAAGAAUGCAGAGAAGCCUCAGUGAUCCUAAUGUUUAUAUUAGCUGUAUUUUUUUUUUCAUACAAACUAUUGGAAUAAAGGUGUGUGAUUGAAACCACACUAACGCUCA
Messenger RNA from Salarias fasciatus (jewelled blenny), 1905 nucleotides. It is a transcript of the gene hadhb, whose product is annotated as hydroxyacyl-CoA dehydrogenase trifunctional multienzyme complex subunit beta. The coding region runs from base 93 to 1514 and encodes 473 amino acids. NCBI's taxonomy places the organism in Eukaryota, Metazoa, Chordata, Actinopteri, Blenniiformes, Blenniidae. Gene Ontology annotation, biological process: fatty acid beta-oxidation. Gene Ontology annotation, cellular component: mitochondrion. The record is from RefSeq and is a predicted model, not a curated record. Gene Ontology annotation, molecular function: acyltransferase activity, transferring groups other than amino-acyl groups. The transcript has 16 exons.